AUGUUUGCCAAGCUCGCCGCCACUCUCACUAUCGUUGCUGUCGUCGCCCAGGCAUCACCCGUCCCCGAUGGGCUCGGCCCCGUCGGCCAGUGCAACGCCGGCGAGACCCAGUGCUGCGACACCACGGGCCCCGCCAAGGACGUCCUCCCCCCGCAGCAGCUCAACGGUCUUCUUGGGGUCGUCAUCCAGGAUCUGAACGUCAUCGUCGGUGUUAGCUGCAUCCCGAUCAGCGUCAUCGGCGUUGAGGCCGGCAACACCUGCUCCUCCAAGCCCGUGUGCUGCGAGAGCGUUGCUUCCAACGGUCUCGUCAACAUCGGCUGCGUCCCCGUCACGCUCUAA
Messenger RNA from Epithele typhae, 339 nucleotides. Its product is annotated as fungal hydrophobin. The record is from RefSeq and is a predicted model, not a curated record. NCBI's taxonomy places the organism in Eukaryota, Fungi, Basidiomycota, Agaricomycetes, Polyporales, Epitheliaceae. Gene Ontology annotation, molecular function: structural constituent of cell wall. The coding region runs from base 1 to 339 and encodes 112 amino acids. Gene Ontology annotation, cellular component: fungal-type cell wall. The transcript is spliced from 3 exons.